Molecule: messenger RNA, 1622 nt
Organism: Perognathus longimembris pacificus (Pacific pocket mouse)
Lineage: Eukaryota; Metazoa; Chordata; Mammalia; Rodentia; Heteromyidae
Gene: Eri1
Product: exoribonuclease 1
Exons: 7
Coding region: 126-1166 (346 amino acids)
Biological process (GO): exonucleolytic trimming to generate mature 3'-end of 5.8S rRNA from tricistronic rRNA transcript (SSU-rRNA, 5.8S rRNA, LSU-rRNA)
Cellular component (GO): cytoplasm; nucleolus
Molecular function (GO): nucleic acid binding; 3'-5'-RNA exonuclease activity
Source: RefSeq, a predicted model, not a curated record
GCGGGAACGUCAAGCCCGGCAAUUUUUCAACGGCGGACGGCGGGGUUGGCGGAGUUCGGCGGAGCGCGAGCGCGCGGGCGGCUCCGGUGUCCGGUGUCCGGCCUCCGGUGCGGGAGCCCGCCGGCAUGGCGGAGGACGAGCCGAGCCGGCGGCGUCGCGAAGGCGAGGCCCCGGCCUCCGCGCCGCCGCCGCCGCGUGAGGAGCCGCCGCGGCUGGGCCAUCUCGAGAAAAAGCAAAGGUGUAUUGAUGACCAAGAAGCAAAUAGAUCUGAAUUCAUUACUUCCAACACAAGUGACUUCAGUGACCCAGUUUACAAAGAGAUUGCUGUUACAAAUGGUUGUAUUAACAGAAUGAGUAAGGAAGAACUCAGAGCUAAGCUUUCAGAAUUCAAGCUUGAAACCAGAGGAGUAAAGGAUGUUCUGAAGAAAAGACUGAAAAACUAUUAUAAGAAGCAGAAACUAAUGUUGAAAGAGAGCAAUUGUGCAGACAGUUACUAUGACUACAUUUGUAUUAUUGACUUUGAAGCGACUUGUGAAGAGGGUAAUCCACCUGAGUUCAUACAUGAAAUAAUUGAGUUUCCUGUUGUUUUAUUGAAUACUCACACCUUAGAAAUAGAAGAUACAUUUCAGCAGUAUGUGAAGCCAGAGAUGAAUACACAACUGUCUGAUUUCUGCAUCAGUCUUACAGGAAUUACUCAGGAUCAGGUAGACAAAGCUGAUACUUUCCCUCUAGUACUGAAAAAAGUAAUUGACUGGAUGAAGUUGAAAGAAUUAGGAACAAAGUAUAAAUAUUGCAUAUUAACAGAUGGUUCAUGGGAUAUGAGUAAGUUCUUGAACAUGCAGUGCCAACUCAGCAGGCUCAGAUAUCCUUCUUUUGCUAAAAAGUGGAUCAAUAUUCGAAAAUCGUAUGGAAAUUUUUACAAGGUUCCCAGAAGCCAAACCAGACUGACGAUAAUGCUUGAAAAAUUAGGAAUGGAUUAUGAUGGGCGACCUCACAGUGGUCUUGAUGACUCGAAGAACAUCGCCCGGAUAGCAAUCCGGAUGCUUCAAGAUGGCUGUGAACUCCGAAUCAAUGAGAAGAUUCAUGCAGGACAGCUAAUGAGCGUAUCCUCUUCCUCACCCAUAGAGGGCAGUCCAGCCCCACAGAUGCCUCACCUGAGAAAGUAACUGCAGUUUGAAUCAUUCCUACCUGGAUUUGCUACAAAGAGGCAGCAGGUGAAUACUUUCUGAGUGGGCCCUGAAGUGCAAACUUCAAGCACUUUAAUUAAACAUUAAAUUUUCAUUAUGACAGUUUGAUUAGAUAUAUGUGACUGAUUUUGUGGUCGUAUUGAGUUCUUUGUCACCAGCACUUUUGAUAUGAGCAGUAUUUUAUUUGUUACACAGUAGCAAUUCCUGCUUGAGAACUGAAUUUUAUAAUUUGAAAUGUCCAAAAUGUGCUCUUUUUGGUUUUAAAAUGUAAAAUUUUUAUUGGCUUGUUGCUUCAAUGCUAUGUCUUAUUGAUGUGGAAAUUUAGAAUUAAUUUCUACAUUAACAUCAUUUUAUUACACCUUUUUGUUUAAUUCAGGAAAGAUGGAAAGGUAUACCUUAUCCUGUCUUGGGUUUUUAUGAACAUAAUUCUUUUGA